Molecule: messenger RNA, 819 nt
Organism: Elaeis guineensis (African oil palm)
Lineage: Eukaryota; Viridiplantae; Streptophyta; Magnoliopsida; Arecales; Arecaceae
Product: nucleoside diphosphate kinase B
Biological process (GO): UTP biosynthetic process; GTP biosynthetic process; CTP biosynthetic process
Molecular function (GO): nucleoside diphosphate kinase activity
Source: RefSeq, a predicted model, not a curated record
UGGGGUUUCGGGGUCUACUUCUCGCUCUCUAUAUAAGCGCCUCUCUCCGCUUUCCCCUUCACCAUCGAGGGUUAGGGUUUUUCCGAGCGCCGUUGGAGACCAAACGCAAGGGUUCAGAUAUGGAGCAGACCUUCAUCAUGAUCAAGCCCGAUGGCGUUCAGCGAGGGCUGGUUGGCGAGAUCAUUAGCCGAUUUGAGAAGAAGGGUUUCUAUCUGAAAGGCCUGAAGCUUCUCACCGUGGAACGCGCCUUUGCUGAGAAGCACUAUGCUGAUCUCUCCUCGAAGCCCUUCUUUGCUGGGCUGGUGGAGUACAUCAUCUCCGGCCCUGUGGUCGCGAUGGUGUGGGAGGGAAAGAACGUGGUUGUAACCGGCCGCAAGCUUAUAGGGGCCACCAACCCUGCAGAGUCUGCCCCGGGCACGAUCCGUGGCGAUUUUGCCAUCGAGAUCGGCAGGAAUGUUAUUCAUGGGAGUGACUCAAUUGAGAGUGCAAGGAAGGAGAUUGCCCUAUGGUUCCCCGAAGGCAUUGCAGACUGGCAGAGCAACCUCCACCCCUGGAUUUAUGAGUAGAUGACCUCUGCUGCUUUCCUUGCAAAAAUUUAGAGGAGAGUCGUCUAUAUUAAUUUACAGUGAAUAGAACUUAAAUUUUGACGUUAAGUUUUUGUUAGACUCAGUUACUGGUCGGAGCUUGUUGCUUGGUCAUGUUGCACGCGCGAUGGUGAUGGAUUUCAAAGUCUAGAUGUUAUUGGACUUGUAUCACAUUUUUAUUAUGCUUGUUUAUCAUUGAGCUUUUUUAUUAAAGAAUUUGGUGGCGUUCGGCAAA